AUGGAUGCAUUGAUACAAUAUUUUUACACAGUAAAUGGUCAAGCUUCAUUUACAUUCUCUGCGUUAUCUCUACAACCUCCAGUAUCAUCAGUUGGUUCAAAUGCCACUGCUACUUGUAAUGUAACUUACACUGGAAGUACAGCAAUUACAUUAACUUGGCAAAUAGAUUCUGUUGCUGUUCAAAUAUACCAGAUCCAACAUGCCCAACCUCCACAACUCGCCCCUAAACCCACUUCUGGUUUUGAUACGUCACCAAGCACAACAACAUCCAUUGUUAACACUGGUGACACUUUUCCCAUGAGCCUUGAAAUCAGGAAUGUUAGUUUGACUAUCAAUCAAUCAACAAUUUCUCUCGGUUGUUCAGCACCAGGUUGCAACACUCAAGCUCCUUUACAAAUUGGAGGUAUGAAUAUGGAUGUUGUUUAUGCUACAAGCGUAGUUUAAUCUUUUGCUUGAUUGGUAACCCCUGGAGUCUUGACCAAGUACAUCUUGUACAAUAAGAACAGUUGCAAAGAAUAUGAAUUA
Messenger RNA from Ciona intestinalis (vase tunicate), 525 nucleotides. Lineage: Eukaryota; Metazoa; Chordata; Ascidiacea; Phlebobranchia; Cionidae. The record is from RefSeq and is a predicted model, not a curated record.